Molecule: messenger RNA, 1550 nt
Organism: Chara braunii
Lineage: Eukaryota; Viridiplantae; Streptophyta; Charophyceae; Charales; Characeae
Source: the annotation of a GenBank genome assembly
GUAGAGAUAGGUCUGCCGUCGGCAUGUGGCGUGGAAUUGCUUUUGUAUUUUGGUUUUUUCCAUCUCGUGAUGUGGGAGAUAGAGAUAGGUGUCAUUGAUGCAUUCCUCGUUCUUUUUCUUUUUGAUAUCUCCUCCAGCGAAAGGUCGUAGGUGUCGUGAAGAUGCGGAUAAGAGGUACAACAACAGGUCAAAACUGUACCGCGACAAACUGUGGGCUGUCGACUGGGUCGGAGUGCCCGGCGAGCCCGGGUGCGGUGCUGUUGUAUUCUUGACGGAGGUCGAAGGGACGACCUGGUAUUGUUGUGGCGGCAUCAUCAGGUCUGAAGUUGACAAGGCCACGGCGGACAAGGGUAAGGUCGACGACCGAGAUUUGAGGAAAUUCUUCCUCACUCCGGUGUACGAUGAGCAGGGUACGAACUGGGUCAAGACUGACCACAAGGUCAGCCUUGACAUUGCUCUGUUCAAGGGGUAUGGUCAGAAGGCAUUCGGUAUGAAAGCCUUCAGCAGCAAGCGGGACGGGAAUGCUUCGAGGACGCUCUUAUCCAUUGAAUUCCUCACCAAGACCAAUGGGUAUAGGAGAAGUGGUCAAUACCCGACGGUCUCCGCUGGUUACCAGCUCUCGUUGCCUCUUGUGCCGUUCGACKCUCCAGGAGAAAGUCUCGCAGGCUUGUCAGCKUGCUCUAGCGAUCGGCGGCAGGAUGUCUCGACUCCGCAACAAUCGGUGUCCGCGAAGGAGAAACUCGUUACUUACCAGAGGCGUCCGAGCGGUGGGUCAUCGGGAAACGUUCCGAAGAAGAAGGUGCUCGACAAACCACCUUCCAGUCUUCCGGGAAGCUCGCGUGCCGGUAGAAGCUCGCGCUCGCAGGACACCUCCCAACGUCGAAUGGACGAGGAGUCAAGCGAGAAGACGGAGGACGAUGAACGGAUUCGCCGAUUGCAAUCCCAGUCACUAGCCACGCGAAGGUUCACCCAGGGCGAAGGCUCUUGCGAUGUGAAUGUAGAGCGGGAGGAUAGUAGAGGCGACGAAGCCCGGGCGAGGGGCGAUGGAGAAGACGAUGAGAAUGAAGGAGAAUGUGGUGGUGGGCAGGACCACAUGGAUUGCGAAAAGGCAGCGGCAAGCGGCGGGGUGCUCGGUGGUAAUGUGGGUGGUUCGGAGAUGGAAGAUGAGGAAAUGGAAGACGAGGAAAUGAAAGACGAAGGACAGGAUGUCGAUGUUUCCGCGGAGCUUACUUUGAAGGGGAGGGGAAAACGCACAGCGGAAUCGUCGCCGAAGCGAGCCGCGCCUAAGAAGCAGGCUCGAAGAAAAGCUGUGCAGGACGCUCGGCUCGCCUUGGAUGCAGCUGCUGGUACGCCUGGUGAAGCCGGUGUGGAAUCCAAAUCCAAAGCUCGGGUUCGCAAAACGUCGCAACCCAGGAAGCCUGUGCGGCCGUCGAGGCACCCGAAAUCGGAUGACUCGAGCGACGAUGCUGAAGGGAUCAUCUACUAAUGCCUCUAUCUACAUAUAUGCGUGAUUGCCAUCUAGCAAUAUUUACAUUAUUGCAGUGAGAUCU